AUGACUACCUUCACUGAUACAGGAUGGCCCGGGUCUGAGCCUGUCAGAAAAACUACCCAAACCAAGAAAAGAGCUCGACAAACAGGCACGGCAUGGACUCGAUCUGGUUGCCUAACCUGUAAAAGGCGCCGCAAAGCCUGCGAUAAGGCCAAGCCGAGCUGUCGUAAUUGCACCAAGCAAGGUCGAACCUGUGAGGGAUACGGUUCUCUAUGGGUUGAACCUCUUGGCCCGUCGGCUCAUAUCUUCACACCCGCCGAGUUGUCAAAGCGGCGGUCAGGCCUCUCCCCUCACACCGGUUUACUAUCUCCAUCGCUAUCACCGCAUCCAGAUAACAAAAUUCCCCCCCGCGUUCAGACCCCCAAGAGCGAUGCCCCUGAAGAAGAUUCGAAUGAAGAAAUCUCAUUAGCAGUGAUUCAGCGCCCUCGAAACUACGUCCCCCACUUAUCAGAUCAUGAAUUACACUAUCUGCAAUACCAUGUGGAAGAGGGCUCCAAGCUCCUCGCCAACCUUGAAAGCGACGACAAUCCACUUCGAUCGUUGCUCAUACCUCGAGCGAUGUCCUCGCCACUCUUAAUGAAAGCUAUAUGCGCGGUAUCAGCUCUUCAUCUUGCGAAUCGGUCCCAAACUUUCAGCGCCCUGACCGCAUCGGCAAACUUCUAUGGCCGAACCCUUGCCGGGCUCCGCGCGGCACUUAAUGACAGCACACAAGGGAGCUUAACUGAUGAUGCUAUGCUUGCAGUUGGGCUGAUGUGCAAAUACGAAAUUGUACGUGGUAGCGUCAAGCAAUGGGGAGUGCACCUAAGUGCUCUGCAGCGCAUGAUAGCUUCGCGCGGCGGGCUGCGCACUAUGGACCCAGAUGCAGGCCAAUUCCUUCGGGGCCUUUACCUCUAUGCAUACAAUAUGGCUCGGCUCAGUAACCGCAAGCGCAUCACGGCUGCAGAGCCGAACCCCACGGAUACCGAUCUUGGUGCUCCCCGACUGGACAUCUACAUCGGAUAUACAGAAGAGAUUCUGAAACUAUGCGGCGCCAUCGCAGAUCUACCCUCUUUAAAAGGCGACGAUAUUGCUCUUCGGCUGGCAAUAGCAUCUAUCAAUGGCGCUCUCCUCGCGUGGUCUCACGACUCAACGUCUUACAUUAUCCCACAGAGUUUGACGCCCGCAUCACUAACCCGCCUCCAGCUUGUCGCCGAAUGCUUCCGUGACGCAGCAUUCAUCUACCUACAUUCUGUCCUGGAAUGGUUAGCAAUCAAGGUUCUAGGUCAGGCCUCAAGCCUACAGAUGACUGACUGGAGCUCCUUGGUCUCAAUCCCUAAAUCAAUGGCCGUGCAACGCUGUCUUGCACGGGUUGAGACAUUCCCUCUCGACGACCACUGCGAGUACUCGGCACUUACAUUCCCUCUCUUCAUCUCUGGUUGCGAGAACGAGACAAUUGGACACCGAGACCUUGUGCUGCGGUGCCUGGGGAAGCUUCAGGUUAAUUUUGGAAUCGGAAAUGUUCGGCGUGCGAAGGAGUUACUGGGUAUUCUAUGGGCGAGGCAAGAUGCCUCGGCCCAGCAUGAAGUCGGCUCCCCGGUUCAUUGGUUGGAUAUUCUAGAUGAGCUGCAGUGGGACUUGAUCCUUGCGUGA
This is a messenger RNA of Penicillium chermesinum, 1626 nucleotides long. Its product is annotated as Zn(II)2Cys6 transcription factor. Lineage: Eukaryota; Fungi; Ascomycota; Eurotiomycetes; Eurotiales; Aspergillaceae. The record is from RefSeq and is a predicted model, not a curated record. Gene Ontology annotation, biological process: positive regulation of transcription by RNA polymerase II. The transcript is spliced from 5 exons. Gene Ontology annotation, molecular function: transcription cis-regulatory region binding; zinc ion binding; DNA-binding transcription factor activity, RNA polymerase II-specific. Bases 1 to 1626 code for a protein of 541 amino acids. Gene Ontology annotation, cellular component: nucleus.